Messenger RNA from Megalops cyprinoides (Indo-Pacific tarpon), 2110 nucleotides. It is a transcript of the gene xpnpep1, whose product is annotated as X-prolyl aminopeptidase (aminopeptidase P) 1, soluble. NCBI's taxonomy places the organism in Eukaryota, Metazoa, Chordata, Actinopteri, Elopiformes, Megalopidae. The coding region runs from base 90 to 1952 and encodes 620 amino acids. Gene Ontology annotation, molecular function: metalloaminopeptidase activity. The transcript has 20 exons. The record is from RefSeq and is a predicted model, not a curated record.
AUGGCAGCCCACAUGCUCAGAAUUUAACACACUGGAUUGCAGUUUCCGAGAGUAUCGCUUAGCAAGAAUUGAAGCCAGCAGGCAGCAGCAUGUCUCCAAAGAUCACCAUUGAGCUGCUGAGGCAGCUAAGGCAAGCCAUGAGGAACAGCAAGUACAUCAGUGAGCCUAUACAGGCAUACAUAGUACCAUCAGGGGAUGCACACCAGAGCGAAUACAUCGCACCCUGUGACUGCAGACGUGAAUUUAUCUGCGGGUUCAAUGGCUCUGCAGGCACGGCCAUUGUCACAGAGCAGCACGCAGCCAUGUGGACAGACGGGCGCUACUUCUUACAGGCAAGCCAGCAGAUGGACAACAACUGGACACUCAUGAAGAUGGGUUUGAAAGAGACCCCAACUCAAGAAGACUGGCUGAUCAGCGUUCUCCCGGAGAAUUCGAAAGUGGGUGUGGAUCCGUGGAUAAUCGCUGCAGAUCAGUGGAAGACCAUGUCCAGGGCCUUGGCCAGUGCUGGCCACUCGCUGGUCACCGUUCAGGAUAACCUUAUUGAUGCCAUUUGGGAGGACCGCCCAAUGAGACCGAGCACGAAAUUAAUCACUUUGGGUGUAAACUACACUGGCAUUACCUGGCAAGAGAAGGUCACAGCACUGAGGGCGAAGAUGUCAGAGAGGAAAAUUUCCUGGUUUGUGGUCACAGCGCUGGAUGAAAUUGCAUGGCUUUUCAAUUUGAGGGGCUCAGACAUCGAGUACAACCCUGUAUUCUUUGCCUACGCCAUCAUUGGAAUGAAUACCAUAAGGCUCUUCAUCGAUGUGAAGCGCAUGGCGGCCCCGGAGGUGAGGCAGCACCUGCAGCUGGACUCGUCCAGCGCGGCAGAGAUGACCAUUCAGAUCGCCCCGUAUGAGUCGGUCUACACCGAGCUGCAGGCCAUCUGCGCCGCCCUGGGGCCCAAGGACAAAGUGUGGAUCAGCGACAAGGCCAGCUGCGCGCUCACCGAGGUCAUCCCCAAGGUGCAUAGAUCUCCGAUUCCAUACACUCCUCUCUGCCUGGCCAAAGCUGUGAAGAAUCCCACUGAGAUCCAGGGAAUGAAAAUGGCCCAUAUUAAAGAUGCUGUUGCACUCUGUGAGCUGUUUGCGUGGCUGGAAAAGGAGAUUCCAAAGGGCACCGUGACAGAAAUAUCUGCUGCGGACAAGGCUGAGGAGUUCCGCAGCCAGCAGAAAGACUUUGUGGGACUGAGUUUUCCCACGAUUUCUAGUGUUGGGCCAAAUGGGGCUAUAAUACACUAUAGACCACUGCCAGAAACCAACCGGACUCUGAGCCUUAAUGAAGUCUACUUGAUUGACUCUGGGGCCCAAUACAGAGAUGGGACCACAGAUGUGACCCGCACCAUGCAUUUCGGGACCCCUUCAGCUUUUGAAAAGGAAUGCUUCACCUACGUUCUGAAGGGACACAUAUCUGUGAGCGCUGCCAUAUUCCCCAAUGGAACCAAAGGUCACCUGCUGGACUCAUUCGCCCGUGCGGCAUUAUGGGAGUAUGGGCUCGAUUACCUCCACGGAACAGGGCACGGAGUUGGCUGUUUUCUCAACGUCCACGAAGGACCAUGCGGGAUCAGCUACAAGACCUUCGCAGAUGAACCGCUGGAGGCUGGCAUGAUAGUCAGCGAUGAACCUGGCUAUUAUGAGGAUGGGUCCUUCGGCAUCCGGCUUGAAAAUGUCGUCCUGGUCGUGCCUGCUAAGCCUAAGUACAACUACAGGAACCGAGGUAGCCUGACAUUCGAACCCAUAACCCUCGUUCCCAUUCAAUUGAAAAUGAUGAACACGGACAUGCUCACGCAGAAAGAGCGUGACUGGGUCAACGAGUACCACAGACAGUGCAGAGAGAUAGUUGGGGCAGAGCUUGAGAGGCAGGGGCGUAAAGAGGCCCUCGAUUGGCUGAUCAGAGAAACUCAGCCAAUUGCCUGAACAGGUAUUGGUCACACGGACACCAUACCAUUAUUUAAUCCAGCAGUUUGCAGAAGAGUAUGAUCAGCAGUGAUUUCUUUUUUUUUUUUUCUAAAAAUUCUGUUGCUUUCCUACUCUUGUCUUUAUGUUUCACUAUAUCCUUAUUUUAUAAAACGCAC